Strongylus vulgaris is the source of this 561-nucleotide messenger RNA. NCBI's taxonomy places the organism in Eukaryota, Metazoa, Nematoda, Chromadorea, Rhabditida, Strongylidae. The record is from the annotation of a GenBank genome assembly.
AUGGUUUAUCUUUCAUCCCGAGCUAUAGGUCAAAGUCACACUACCAAACAAUAUCUGAAAAGUAUUGCACAAGACUCCAAACAGUUACCAGAUGGACCAGUAUUGUUAUCACCGACGAGUGUAUUGAUUGCGUUCAGAAGGGAAGUAAUCGAACGCCGCCCUGAAGAAUUCAAAAUCGCUGCUUUGACUGACUUGAAGAAACUUUUCCCCGUCAAACAGCCUUUCUUUGCUGGUUUCGGCAACCGAGAAACGGAUGUUACAUCAUAUCGUGCUGUUGGCAUCAUGCCAGCUCGGAUACUUAUAAUUGAUCCAUCAGGACGUGUACGACGGUCAGAUUCUGUUGGCUACGUGAGCAGUUAUUCAUCAAUGGCAACAGAAACUGUGGACUAUCUUUUUCCGCCAUUAAUGAGAAGGUUAGAUGAUUAUGAGCGAAGUUUUCAGGCUUUCAGCGCUUUUACGCAUUGGAAAUCCGUAAAUGAACAGUCUGGCCUCACCGAUGCUGAUAUUGAAGCUUACGAGACAAAGCGAAAACAGUCUGUUGAAAAAGCAAAGAAGAAAUAG